CUUCCCCGAGUCAAGCAUUAUCCAAUCCAUCAAUCAAUCAUCAUGUCUGGAAAGAUGGGAAGUGUGAUCAUCGCCGUCGACGGUAGCGAGGAGAGCAUGGCCGCCUUGAGAUGGGCGCUCGACAAUCUCAAGCUUCGGACUCCUGCGCCCGAUUCCGACGAAGCCCCUGGUACCUUCGUCAUCCUCCACGUCCAGUCUCCACCCAACAUCGCUACCAUCCUCAACCCCGGCAGCAUCCCCUUCGGUGGACCCAGCGCUGCGGAGCUGGAGGUGCCUGCGUUCACUCAGGCGAUAGAGACGCACCAGCAGAGAAUUACAAAUGCGAUCCUUGAUCGUGCUUUGGAGAUUUGUGCUGGGAAGAAUGUGAAUUACAGAACCGAAGUGUUAAUUGGUGAGCCGAAGGAGAAAAUUUGUGAAGCUGUUGAGAAUCUGCACGCUGAUUUGCUUGUGAUGGGUUCCCGUGCUUUUGGCCCCAUUAAAAGGAUGUUUCUGGGAAGUGUAAGCAACUAUUGUCUGAAUCACGCACAAUGUCCUGUUUUCGUAGCUAAGCACAAGGACAACUCCUCUUAAUUAGCAGGUAUGAGACAAUCCAUGUCAUCAUAAUUGAGCUUCAUCUAGUUCAUUUCCAUCCAUAAGCUGGUCAAAUAAAAACAUAGGACAGUCAUUAUAAACAACAAAAGUUUCAUCCAGUUCAGUCCCAUAUUUUGGCUAUAACACCAACUUCCAUGUUAGUUUGCCUAUGCACAUGCAAGACUUCACCUUCACGUUGGGGAAUCAUAUCCGAUUGCUUACAUCUUGUGCUAAUAUUGUUAGACAAAGUUGAGUGGAUCUGUGUGGCACUGACUGCUACUACUUUUCUUUGUACGGUGGAGUUGUUUUGAUUUGAAGUUUAGGCUUCUCAAUUACAAGCUCUGCUGCCUCUUCUAUUCCGUUUUGAUAGAAAACUUCUAGCAUACCCUCCUAUUGUCUUUGUUAAUCAAAUGAUGAUACUAUAUUAAUUCUUUUAGUUCAUGCAAUUAUAUUGUCCCAUGUCCAAAUAAUAUUUGUAAUUUGCUAAACCAGUGAUUCAGAGAUAGGCCUCAUGAAUCGUUUAUAAAUAAUUAAAAACUUU
Rubroshorea leprosula is the source of this 1111-nucleotide messenger RNA. NCBI's taxonomy places the organism in Eukaryota, Viridiplantae, Streptophyta, Magnoliopsida, Malvales, Dipterocarpaceae. The record is from the annotation of a GenBank genome assembly.